AUGCUCGGCGACAUCACGGGGCUCAAGCGAGACGCCAUCAAAAUGUUGGAAACUGGGCGGUACAAGGAGGCAGUCGCGCAAGCGUUUUGGAAGGUGAUCAAGCGGGCCAUGGACAAUUAUCAACCCCCACCACGGGACAGCGGCCGAGGGACGACGGCUAAAUCGGUGAACAUGAGCGGAAAGCGCGGGCUGACCAAGGAGAAGGCCGACAAGCCGAAGGGACUCAUCAAGCACAUGAUCGUCCAUCUGGUCGAAGAGCAAUAUUCCGUUGACCAGAAAAAGUGUUUUCGCAACCUCGCCGACCUCAUCAACUACUACAGCACCAGUGAUCCGGCCGCCGGCGACAGCCGCGCUGACGCCAAGCAAAAAUGCCGUCUCGAGGAGCCGAUACCGCGUCAGAUCUGGGAGUACGAGCACAAGGACGUGAAGCUGGAGAAAAAGCUGGGCAAUGGAGAAUUUGGCGAGGUUUGGAAAGGCCAACUGAACCGGAAAGGGCCUCAGCCGAAGCAGGUCGAUGUUGCCAUUAAACUGGCCAAAGGCGAGGUGGCGACCGCCAAGAAGAAGCGCAAGGCGAUCAUGCAAGAAAGCCGGGUGAUGCCUCGGCACGUGCACCUACAAGACGGACGUCUGGGCGUUUGGCUGUCUAGUGGUCGAGAUCUACUCCAACGGCGCGGACAAACUCUACAUGCCGGAAAGACGAACGGUGAAGUGAAGGAGGGCUUGGUGCAACGCCACACUGCGCCCAAGAUGCCGCCCGGGAUCCCGCAGGACAUGGUCAACUUUUGCAACGACUACAUCUGGGUUCGCGAGAAGCAGCGCACCGACAUGCUCAAAGUGGUCAACCUGCUCGGCGCCAUCGGCCACUUCCAGCGACCCGUCAUCGGCGGUGAUGAGGAGCCUGGAGCCACCAACAUCCACGAUGGCCCAAGCGUGGCCGAGACGUCUGGCACCCAGGACGGAGGAGGAAAUGCUGCCGACGGCGAAGAGAAGAAGCCGCAACCUACU
Mesorhabditis spiculigera is the source of this 1005-nucleotide messenger RNA. Lineage: Eukaryota; Metazoa; Nematoda; Chromadorea; Rhabditida; Rhabditidae. The record is from the annotation of a GenBank genome assembly.